Messenger RNA from Miniopterus natalensis, 1980 nucleotides. Lineage: Eukaryota; Metazoa; Chordata; Mammalia; Chiroptera; Miniopteridae. The record is from RefSeq and is a predicted model, not a curated record.
AGAAAUAGAGCCGCUGUUUGUAUUACCCAGCGUUCUUUGUAGAAGAGCAGCGGAAAUGUUUUUCCUUUGGCCUCUAAGGAAUGGUGGUGCUUCUCAGCUUCCUUCAGUCGUCUGUGUCCCAAGUUGGUGAUAUGGCAAAGCAGUACAUAGAGAAGGGGCUCCUGGUUCCAGACCAUGUGAUCACGCGCCUGAUGGUGUCGGAGCUGGAGAACCGGCGGGGUCAGCACUGGCUGCUGGACGGUUUUCCUAGGACAUUAGUUCAGGCUGAAGCCCUGGACAGAAUCUGUGACCUGGAUCUAGUCAUCACUCUGAACAUUCCAUUCGAAACACUCAAAGAUCGUCUCAGCCGGCGUUGGAUUCACCCCCCUAGCGGGAGGGUGUAUAACCUGGACUUCAAUCCACCUCUUGUACAUGGGGUUGAUGACGUCACUGGUGAACUGCUGGUCCAGCAGGAGGAUGAUAAACCGGAAGCAGUUGCUGCCAGGCUAAGACAGUACAAGGACGUGGCAAAGCCAGUCAUUGAAUUAUACAAGAGCCGAGGAGUGCUCCACCAAUUUUCUGGAACGGAGACUAACAAAAUCUGGCCCUAUGUUUAUACGCUUUUCUCGAACAAGAUCACACCUAUUCAGUCCAAAGAAGCGUACUGAGCCCGCCCGCGAAGAGCCAGGAAGGCGUGGCCGUUCUGUCAGCUGUAUGUUAGUAUUGGUGCCGUGUCCAAUUAGAAGCUAGCCGAGAUAGCUUGCAGUGUCUUUUCUAGUCUAAAUGAUGAACUGACAUGAAAACUAAUGAGUAAAAGGAGUUAAUGAAGAGGCUGUUCUCUGCCUUUCGAUAGAAGGGUCACCUACACGUGUUGAAGAAGUCGCUGCCCAUCUGUCAAGCCCUUCACAAGAAAGUGAAGACAGGCUGGAUUUCAAACGGUGUAUAACCCAAGCUCUAGCUGAUUUUUGACGCUCAUUUUGUUGCCAUAGUGGUAGCCUUUUUACCCAUGAUGGUGGUAGCCUCUGGUUCUCCCUACCCCCCAAAGGCUGUUGAAUCAGCACAGCAGUAGGCCUGAGAAUGCCAAGAUCUGAAACACAGGCUUUGUCCCACGAUCUCUGGUUUGAACCCCUGUGGAGACAGUGAGGUUGAAGCCAACUGCUUGCAGUGGUCACUUCUCUGACUUUGAGUGACUGUAUCUACAACAUAUUAUUAUUUUUUUGGUUAGGAACGACAUCUCCUUUUCUGCAUCCAUGUUCCAUAGAAUCUCUCCUCUUCAGAUAUCCUGGAAUGAAAGGAUUUGGCUUCUGCUACUUUUAUUAGACUGGUUUGUUUUACAUCUGUUUCUUCCCUUCCCUUUCUCCCUAAAGAUACUUACUGCUUUUAGCCCUCUGAAAUGCCUUUCUAAGAGCCGAGAGCUAGGGAAUCAUGCCAGAUCACUUCAUACACCAGGAACCGAGCUCUUGGAGAGUCUACUUAAAACUGCUGGUCCAACUCUCAUGGGUGGAGACCAUUUCUUUUUUUUUUUUUGUGGAAAAAUGAAAUCCUCAGUCUUUUGUAAAUCCUCACAAAAGUAAGAAACAUUCACCUUCAUAAAUGUUAAAAGAUCAUAUCUUAUGUAUAGGUGUGAUAAGACCAUAUGGAAUUACUGGACUAAAAGAAUAGUUUACUUUUUAUUCAAGAUUUUUUAAAAAAUGUAUUUUGAAAAUGCUGCUAAAUGUUGAUGCUGACAGUGUUUUUCUCCUGUUAGUGACCCAAGCAUCUUAUAAGUAGUUGGGAAAGGGAAUGGAGCCUGUGGGGUUGCGGAAACAUGUCAGGCUAGCUGUGCCUGGACUAAGUAUGACAGCGUUACGGUUAUGAAAAAAACAAAAUCUUAAUUUUUUUUCUAGUCCAAAGAUUCUAUAGGGUGGCCAUAAAGUCUAAAAGUACAGAUACUACUAUUUUGUCACUCACUGUAAUGUAAUACCAAUAAAUCACUUUAUUAAGGAUUUGCUUGGUUUCCAG